This is a messenger RNA of Anguilla anguilla (European eel), 5423 nucleotides long. It is a transcript of the gene capn7, whose product is annotated as calpain 7. The record is from RefSeq and is a predicted model, not a curated record. Gene Ontology annotation, molecular function: calcium-dependent cysteine-type endopeptidase activity. The transcript has 21 exons. Bases 333 to 2780 code for a protein of 815 amino acids. Lineage: Eukaryota; Metazoa; Chordata; Actinopteri; Anguilliformes; Anguillidae. Gene Ontology annotation, biological process: proteolysis.
CCCGGACACGGAAGUAGAAUGACGGAGUGUGUUGUGAUUAAAGUUUGUAAGGUGGAGAAAAUGGAGAAUCUUAAUAUAAGGUGUUGACGGCUAUCGUUAAACAUUUGUUACAUCGAAAUCACAGCCAUACACGCGAAUACACUGGUAUUUAACUUUUUUGUAUCUAAGGUAAUUAUGUGAUUUAUGACCAUCGCAGUGUUGUCAUCGUCGACACGACGGAAGAUAGCAGAAAAUGGGACUCGUCUGUGUAUGAGUGAUUAUAAUCGCAUUAAUGACAGUGCCACAUUACACUAGAAAUAUACAUUACUAUCGUCGCUGACAAAGUCGCUGACAUGGAUUGUGCGGUGCUGGAACAAGAUGCCGUGAAAUUUGCCAAAUCCGCUGUCUUCUACGAUCAAAAGGGAAAAUAUAAUGAAGCUGUGUUUUAUUACAAGGAAGCGGCCCAAGCGCUGAUCUAUGCCGGCAUGGCGGGCUCUAAACUGGAGAAUAUCCAGGACAAAGUCAAUGAGUAUCUGGACAGAGUUGACGCUCUGCACACCGUAGUGCAGGCACAGAGCAGUGACCCCCUCAAAUCCAAGCAUCAAUUGGAUCUCGAAAGGGCUUAUUUCCUAGUGACCCAGGCCUUUGAAGAGGAUGAGAAAGGCAACAGUGACGAGGCAGUGGAGCUAUACACACAAGCUGUGGAACUGUGCAUUCAGGCGUCUAAUGAGACAUCAGACCAAGGCCUACAGGGGAAAUUGAAACAGCUGGCCCGCCAAGCUCUGGACCGGGCUGAGGGGCUAAAGGCCUCCAUGUCUAAAAGCACUCCACGGGAAAAAGCAGGACCCUCUGCACCCAAACCCAGUAACCCAGUGAGGCAGUACCUGCCCCUGGGCCCGGAUUUCUCCCUGCAGGACCGGACGCAGCCUGUGAGGUCAGCCCAGUCCAGUGAGCCUCAGGGUCAGCGGUACACAGCCGAGGAGAUCGAAGUGCUCAGGAGUACUUCCAGGAUCAAUGGGAUUGAAUACGUGCCGUUCAUGAGUGUUGACCUGAAGGAGCGUUUUGCAUUUCCCGUUCCAUUCACAGACAAGCGUGGCAACCUGGCCCUGUCCCCCAAACAGAAAGCCAUCUUCUCGCGUUGGGUUCGGCCUGACGAUAUCUGCAACAGCCCCACAAUGAUUUUCACUGUGUCCAGCUUCAGCAUCAAACAAACGGUUGUGUCAGACUGCUCGUUUGUCGCAUCUUUAGCCAUCAGCGCAGCGUAUGAGAGACGCUACAGCAAGAAAUUAAUAACCAGCAUCAUCUAUCCGCAGAACAGGAAAGGAGAGCCAGAAUACAACCCCUGCGGAAAAUACAUGGUCAAGCUGCACAUUAAUGGCGUCCCCAGGAAGGUGAUCAUCGAUGACUACUUGCCUGUGGACCGCAACGGAGAGCUGCUGUGCUCCUACUCCAGCAACCGGAACGAGCUAUGGGUGUCGCUCAUUGAGAAGGCUUACAUGAAGGUGAUGGGAGGGUACGACUUCCCCGGCUCCAACUCGAAUAUUGAUCUGCACGCUCUCACCGGCUGGAUUCCGGAACGCAUCGCUAUGCACUCAGACAAUCAGUCCUUCAACAAGGAUGACACCUUCCGCAUGCUCUACCAGAGGUUUCACAAGGGCCAUGUCCUAAUCACCACGGCGACUGGGGUGAUGACAGAUGAGGAGGGCGAGCGGUGGGGCCUGGUGCCAACACAUGCCUACGCCGUGCUGGACAUCAGGGAGUACAAGGGCAAACGCUUCCUCCAGCUGAAAAACCCCUGGAGCCACCUGAGGUGGAAGGGACGCUUCAGUGAGCGGGAUGAGAAGAGCUGGACCCCCGAGCUGCUCAAAUACCUCAACUUUGACCCCAAGACCGCACAGAAAUUUGACAACGGCGUCUUCUGGAUCACCUGGGAAGACCUUUGUCAGUACUACGAUGUUGUCUACUUGAGCUGGAGUCCUGCCCUGUUCAAGGAGUCUUCCUGCAUCCACAGCAGCUGGGAUGGAAAGCAGGGACCCGUGAAGGAUGCCUACAGCCUAGCCAACAACCCUCAGUACAAACUGGAGGUUCAGUGCCCACAAGGGGGCGCUGCAGUCUGGGUGCUACUCACUCGGCACAUCACAGACAAGGACGACUUUGCACAAAACCGGGAAUUUAUCACCUUAGUUGUGUACAAGACAGAUGGGAAGAAGGUUUACUAUCCCACUGAACCUCCUCCCUUUAUUGACGGGAUUCGGAUCAAUAGUCCGCACUACCUGACUAAGAUGAAGCUGACCAGUGGAGGGACCCACACCUUCACCCUGGUGGUCUCUCAGUAUGAGAAGCAGAACACAAUCAACUACACGCUGAGGGUGUACUCUGGAUGCAAGUUUAAUUUCUCCAAGAUCCCAACACCCUUCACUCAUUCAAAGAGGAUAAACGGGCAAUGGAAAGGAGCUAGUGCUGGGGGGUGUGGGAACUACAAAGAGUCUUACAAACACAACCCCAUCUACCAGUUCAACCUGGAGAAAGCAGGGCCUCUGCUGAUUGAGCUGAGAGGGUCCAGGCAGUACAGUGUUGGGUUUGAGGUCCUGACCGUGUCCACUGUGGGAGACCCAGGACCCGCUGGCUUCCAGAGGAAAAGCAGUGGAGAUUAUCGGUGUGGUUUCUGUUACAUGGAGGCUGACCAUGUUCCGGCUGGCGUUUACAACGUCAUUCCUACCACGUUCCUGCCCAAGCAGGAGGGUCCGUUCUUUUUAGACUUCAGCAGCGCUUCGCCCCUCCGAGUGUCCCAGCUCCAGUGAGGGGUGCCCUUGUCCUCAGGAUGCCCCAGCUGGCCGAGGCGGUACCCAAUACCUGAAGGUCAAUGCAUGGCCUCCCCUCGUCAGCCUGUGCAGGACACACGGGCUAUAGGACACACUCGCUUGGCAUGGUGGAGUCAAGCAUUUCACUGGACAGAGCAGCGGAUUUUAUUAAACCAAAAAAAAAAAGAUUCAGGAUAAUAGAACUUCCUAUGCGGCUGUUGGAGGGAGAGAAAAUCAUUUGUCUUGCCAUAUAUGGUAUGAUUAUACCCCCUUCAUAAUGUGCUAUUUUCAUUGAUUUUACUGGUUCCACCAGCAUGACAACUAUGUUCCCUGACUUCAUUCAAAUUAAUUAAAUAGUGUUCAUUCACAUUUAGUCUAGUGUACCAGAGGCUUAGAGCCUUUCCAGUGCUUAUCAGAGGCUACCACAGUGUGAGGAUAAAUUGAUUCCACUGUAACAAAUGAAGUGAUAUAAAGGGAAGCAUUCAAAACUGGCUGUGCUAGCUUUUCUCAGGAGACAGAAACAAACACAGGGAGCUGUUUCUUGAAGACAAUGUCUGCUUUUGCUCAGUGGCUUAAAUACUGCACUUAUUUGCCCAAUGUAUAAACAUGCAUACAUUAUUUUUUUGGUGUGGGCUGAUUUUCUGUGGCUUUUCACUGUAAUGUGCUGCACACAAAAAGUCUUCUCAAAACAACCAUAGAUUCAGCUGUCUCACCGAGGCAUUGUGGGACAAUGGUGGUGCUAGGAUAAACAGGAUUGACUCGUGGUCAAAGGGAGAGUGAAAUAAAAUUUGUCCGUUUUCAGUGACUGUAAUAACUUGACAGCUUGAAAUCCUAUAUUUUCCUUAUUUUCCUUUCUUAUAUAGAUUAUGUGCACCUACAUGCAUUACUCUAUGAAACUGUUCAUAGGCGGUGGUUUUAGGUUUUUUUUUUUUUUUAAAAGGAGGUAAUUUUGUUAAAUAGGUAAUAAACUGUACUGCCCUACUAGAGUGAUGCUAAAAUGUUCAGCAGACCGAAAAUGGGGCACUGGUGCUGCCAUGUUGAUGGCCUAGUUUCGCUGUUUGAAAACAGCUGCAAUCAGCAAAACAUUUCAGCUGUAAUUGAAGUCAUGGGGUGGAGCAAGAACAAAGGCUGCUAAAGUUAGGAGUGGAAGAGGAAAACCAUUCCUUUGGGAGGGAUUUAUAAACGGAGAGAUGGCACAGUUUUGAGUCUGCACGCACUGGCUCAGGAGGCCCAUGUGGGCUGGAGACAGCCUGUUAUUGGUCCUGAGAGGAUGGGUAUAUGGAGCUCGCUUUUUCAGGUCGUCUGCUAAUGCUAAUGUCCACUCCUCAGGCGGACACUGGGAGGAAGGAAAGGGGGGUGGGGCAGCAACUAGGAUGGGGUGCGGAUACGCAGCACAUUGUGGUGAGAACAGCCGAUGUCUGCAAUUGCAGCGCACUUACAGACAAUCAGCCCUUUGUGCUCUUUAUAAAAAUGUAAAGACCCCUAUGAAGCUGAGGUGAAUAAGACCCAAUUAAAUGGAGAAAGUGCUGCACUUCACCUGUGGGAAAGACCUGUGGCACAUUUCCUGAUUUCUGCUUUUUCUCUACCACCCAUAGUGUCUCCAUCGACCACUGGCACAGGUUUUUUCAGAAGGUAUUGACCUUCAUUGCAUUUACCAUCACCGGUAACAUCAGCUGGGACAUAGGCAACAGUUUUUAGUUGUGUUGUACACCAUGUGCAUGCAUACAUGUACAGCACCGGAGCAAAGAGAAGGGAUAAAUGGCUAGUGAUAAGAUUUACAAUAUUUUCUGUUAUAUAGAUGGUCAAAAGGAUGAGUGGCUCAGCUGGUCCCACAACCUGAACAUUUCUGGGUCCAUUCUCAUCCUUGUACUGUGGCCUAACUUCACUUCAGCUCUAGAAAAACAAACCCAAUGACCAAUCUCAUUCCUCCUGGUCAGUGUUAUACUCACUGAGUCCAAGAACAUCCUGUUACAUACCUUCAGCCAUCCAUUUAAUUAAUUAUAAGGAAAUAAAGAUUCAAAAGCAAGGUGUGGGGAAAGUAGUAUAUGUAUGUAAUAUCUGACUGACUGUUGGAAAUACUAUCAUGUAUGCAUGCUUGGUUUUAUUUAAAUGUCAUGAAAUUGCACUGAAUUUGCGUGAGAUAUAGAAUUUGCAAUGCUGUUUACAUUACUCUAUACCAGUGGUAACUAAGCCUGUUCCUGGAGAUCUACAAACCUGUAGGUUUUCAUUUCAACCCUAAUUUGGCACUGGCAUAGAUAUCUAGCUGUGGAAUGAGGUGUGCUCUGUUAGGGUUCAAGGGAAAACCUACAGGAUAGUAGAUCUCUGGGAAGAGUUUGUUACCACUGCUCUAUACAGUAACCGCAAUUAAUGGUUAGAUAUUGAACAUCUAACAAACAGGGUAAUUACAAUAUGACUGACUGAAUGAAUAAACCAGGGAAGAGAAAUACAAUUCAAAAGUGUGGGAGGUUUUUAAAUGUAUCUCCUGAGUCUUUAAUCCCAUUUCUUUACACACACCAGGCCAUUUCUCCUUUGCCUGAAACUUAACUGUGCCUUCAGGCUAUAAUAAACAAUACUACAUAUACCCAAUAUUUUUUAUUUUGUUAAUAUGAAAAUUGCAAUAAAAACUACCCCCUGUGAUCUCAA